Molecule: messenger RNA, 7281 nt
Organism: Ostrinia nubilalis (European corn borer)
Lineage: Eukaryota; Metazoa; Arthropoda; Insecta; Lepidoptera; Crambidae
Product: cytoplasmic dynein 2 heavy chain 1-like
Exons: 44
Coding region: 130-7281 (2383 amino acids)
Biological process (GO): cilium movement involved in cell motility; intraciliary retrograde transport; cilium assembly
Cellular component (GO): cytoplasmic dynein complex; axoneme; 9+2 motile cilium
Molecular function (GO): minus-end-directed microtubule motor activity; dynein light intermediate chain binding; ATP binding
Source: RefSeq, a predicted model, not a curated record
GUUUUCAUCGUUGGUUUCUUUCUAAAAACUUAUUUCAUCAUUUUUAAGUAAUGGUAUCGAUUAUUUUGUGUCUAUACGUAUAUGAAUUAUGCUAGAUUGAUGUACUGGUGAAUUUCGUUGCAUAGAAACAUGGCACGCGUUCGUGAAUUAGUUUUACACACUGCAGAACAUUAUUACAACACCACAAAUUUGAAUUUGAAUCCAAAAUCAGAGGAAUGUCUCUCAGAAUUUAUACAUCAUCCUCAGACUUUAGUGCUUCAAGCCUUGAUUCAAGAUAAUACUAUACUUCUAUUUACUAAGAUGGUGAAUGAUAAGCAAAAGUCUAUUAUCUUCUAUAAGCCGGCUGCAUUAGACCUAGCUGCAGAUGACGCAGUCAACAGUAUAAACAUUAUUACACUUUCAAAUAAUGUGGCUGAAUCUUUGUAUCAUAUUCUGAAACAAAUAUACUCCCCACUUUUAGCCAAUAAUAAUGAUCUAAUUUCAAACAAACUGCACAAGAAUCUUGCCGAUUUAGAGUCCAAUUUAAGAAUAAUCACACAAGGGAAAGGCAGUGAUAAUACUGUAAUAUUGUCUGUUGAUGAUGAAAUAGAAUAUUGGAGAUCAGUAGUAGAUAAAAGGGAUGCCAGUAAAAAAGAAAAGGAAGGGGCAUCUGCUUUUCUUGAUCUCUUUGAAGACAUAUCUGAAGAGCUAAGAUCAAUGCUUGCAAGUAAUAUGUCUGAAACUAGGGAGGCAGUUGAAAAUGUUGGAGGACUUUUAGAUGAUGUGUGGAGGCUGUCUACCUUUCCUUACACUCAAGAAAGAAUGAUACACAUGUUUGAUGUAAUUGCAUAUUUCAUUUGUUCAAUUGUUCAGAAAACCUUUCCAUCUGUUGAUUUGUGGAAGGUAAAAGAAGGGAUCAAAGAAAUCGAAAUAUUAAAUCUUCUCAUGGAAAGUUUGAAAGUAAUUCAAACUUGGAUCAGUGCCUGUAAAUCACUUACAAAAACAUACUGGCCGAAUUAUGCUCUACACAUUUGGAAUGGAAAACCUUACAUUCCAGCUUAUUGUGUAAACUUUGAAAAAAGACUAAAAGAGAUUCAUGAAAUAAGAUCUACUUACACCCAACUCAAUAAGUUGCUAACAAAUUAUGAGAAGGAUGAGCUAAAAAUUCAAUAUUUAUUUGAACCUUUUGAAAAUAUCAAUGUGUGGAUUUGUAAUGGACAAAAUCAAGCAUGGGAAACAGCGAUUUCAAGAUUUUCUUCGAGUUUACGUCCAGCUGAAACAAAAAUUGCUGAAAAACUUAAGCCUAGAUUGCAUAACACGUCAUCUAAACAGAUGCUUUAUGAGUUUAUGAGAUACAAAGCACUAAUAGACAGACCUUUAGUAAAACAGGCACUAAAUAAUGAACUUGAAACAUUCGUUUCUUCUCUACUUUCUAUGGUAAAAGCAAUAAAAAAUCAACUGGAUUCUGAGGAUAUUGAUGUCCAAAUGUAUCAACCACCUGAAAUGUCACUUGUAGUACAACAAAUACAAUGGGCUAAGCAGACAGAAGCUAAAGUUAAAGAUAUUCGUACUUGUGCCGACAAAUACCUCGUUGGUUUCGACGGAACCCCUGAGCUUGUCAAACUGGCGGAUCAGGUACUAAAAGACCUGAAAACACUGUACACCCAACUCCAUGAAGAGUGGUCCCGAGAUUUACAGGCGCAGGUGAAAAACGGCUCGCUCCAGCUGUCGUCGGACGAGCCGGUGGUGCAGUUCAGCGGCGACAGCCAGCUUAUGGUGGUACGCUACGACGGGCGCGCCACGCGGCUGGAGCGCGAGGCGCGCGCGCUGCGAGCCCUGGCGUUGCCGCCGCCGCCGCCAGCCGCCGCCGCGUUAGACCAGCUUGGACGCGCGUUAUGCCAUGCGCAACGCCUGCAUCAGUUCAGCGAGGUCAGCCAGCUCAUGGUGGUGCGCUACGACGGGCGCGUCACGCGGCUGGAGCGCGAGGCGCGCGCGCUUCGAGCCCUGGCACUGCCACUGCCACCGCCGCCGCCAGCCGCCGCCGCGUUAGACCAGCUCGGACGCGCGUUAUGUCACGCUCAACGCCUGCACCAGGUGGCGUCCUUCCACAACACGCUAGGCGAGCGGAUGAUCCCGUCCACGCGGCCGAUGAUGCUGCAGGCCGCCAUGGACCUGUCGCGGCUGGUGCGCGACCAGAAGGCGGCCUACUGGAACGACACCGACCACCUCGCCAAGUACACCGACGACUUGAAGAGAAUCGUGCUCAAACUCGAGUCUCAGAAUACCUAUUUAACCAAUCAGCACAUUGCAAUAAGAAACAUUGUCGAAAGUUUACUGGACACUGAACUUUUAGCGCAACAAUCCGAAUGGAAAAAGAAAAUAAAAGAUAUCAGAGAUAUUAUUGAGAAGGUAGAAGCAAACGGUUACAAGAAUACAGAAUCGUGGCGCACCCACUGGGACUGGCAACUGUAUAAAGUGCUGGAAUGUCAGUACAUCAAAACGUUGCUCUCCCUUCACAAACAUUUUCCGCAUGUCAAAGUUGACUUGGUCCUUCGGGGUCACAUGGUGCGCGUGCAGCCGCCUAUGGAGGAAGUGAGGGCGCAGCACUACCACCAGCUGCGGCGCCUGGUGUCGCUGCCCGCUCAGCUUGUGGGGCUGCAGCCCGCGCCCGCCUCCGCUAACGCUGCCGCUUCUGCUGUGUUCGGAGACAUUGUGCGCAAACACAGCUGGCUCGGCAACAAAGCGGUGCAACAGCUUGAAGCGGCGCUGCUAUCUCUAGAGCGCACUUGCCGCGACUGGACGCGGCGGCUGGCGCUGGCGUGCGCGCGCGACGUUCCAACACUGUGCGCUCAGCUAACGGAGCCCGCGCAGUUUGAGGACAACUUCAAGGCUUGCAAAGCCUAUGGCCAGGCCGUGGCUAAGAUGACCUUCGAGGACGAAAAGAUCGAAUGGAUAUCCGUCGGCACGGCUUCUCUCCGACGCGAGGUUGAAGCGUGUGCGCGCAGCCUAUGGGCCAACCUGGCGGCCGCAUUACAAAACAGCGCGCGCGCCGACGCUGCCGCUUUAGACGCCUUCGUGGCGCGCGCGUCGCAGGCGCUGCAAGGACAAACCGCGCCCAAGAACGCUCGGGAGCUGGCUGAGAUCAGCGCUGUACAGCAGGCGCUGCGGAAUAAUAUGCCUGAGGCCAGUGCACGUGCCGACGCUGCCGCUUUAGACGCCUUCGUGGCGCGCGCGUCGCAGGCGCUGCAAGGACAAACCGCGCCCAAGAACGCUCGGGAGCUGGCUGAGAUCAGCGCUGUACAGCAGGCGCUGCGGAAUAAUAUGCCAGAGGCCAGUGCACGUGCCGACGCUGCCGCUUUAGACGCCUUCGUGGCGCGCGCGUCGCAGGCGCUGCAAGGACAAACCGCGCCAAAGAACGCUCGGGAGCUGGCCGAGAUCAGUGCGGUACAGCAGGCGCUGAGGAAUAAUAUGCCAGAGGCCAGUGCACGUGCCGACGCUGUCGCUUUAGACGCCUUCGUGGCGCGAGCGUCGCAGGCGCUGCAAGGACAAACCGCGCCAAAGAACGCUCGGGAGUUGGCCGAGAUCAGUGCGGUACAGCAGGCGCUGAGGAAUAAUAUGCCUGAGGCAAGUGCACGUGCCGACGCUGCCGCUUUAGACGCCUUCGUGGCGCGCGCGUCGCAGGCGCUGCAAGGACAAACCGCGCCCAAGAACGCUCGGGAGCUGGCCGAGAUCAGCGCUAUACAGCAGGCGCUGAGGAAUAAUAUGCCUGAGGCCAGUGCACGUGCCGACGCUGCCGCUUUAGACGCCUUCGUGGCGCGCGCGUCCCAGGCGCUGCAAGGACAAACCGCGCCAAAGAACGCUCUGGAGUUUGCCGAGAUCAGUGCGGUACAGCAGGCGCUGAGGAAUAAUAUGCCUGAGGCCAGUGCACGUGCCGACGCUGCCGCUUUAGACGCCUUCGUGGCGCGCGCGUCGCAGGCGCUGCAAGGACAAACCGCGCCAAAGAACGCUCGGGAGUUGGCCGAGAUUAGUGCGGUACAGCAAGCGCUGAGGAAUAAUAUGCCUGAGGCCAGUGCACGUGCCGACGCUGCCGCUUUAGACGCCUUCGUGGCGCGAGCGUCGCAGGCGCUGCAAGGACAAACCGCGCCCAAGAACGCUCGGGAGUUGGCCGAGAUCAGUGCGGUACAGCAGGCGCUGAGGAAUAAUAUGCCUGAGGCCAGUGCACGUGCCGACGCUGCCGCUGUAGACGCCUUCGUGGCGCGCGCGUCGCAGGCGCUGCAAGGACAAACCGCGCCAAAGAACGCUCGGGAGCUGGCUGAGAUCAGCGCUGUACAGCAGGCGCUGAGGAAUAAUAUGCCUGAGGCCAGUGCACGUGCCGACGCUGCCGCUUUAGACGCCUUCGUGGCGCGAGCGUUGCAGGCGCUGCAAGGACAAACCGCGCCAAAGAACGCUCGGGAGUUGGCCGAGAUCAGUGCGGUACAGCAGGCGCUGAGGAAUAAUAUGCCUGAGGCCAGUGCACGUGCCGACGCUGCCGCUUUAGACGCCUUCGUGGUGCGCGCGUCGCAGGCGCUGCAAGGACAAACCGCGCCUAAGAACGCUCGGGAGUUAGCCGAGAUCAGUGCGGUACAGCAGGCGCUGAGGAAUAAUAUGCCUGAGAUGGAGAAAACAGUAGAAGCCCUAAAACGCAAAAGUCACAUGCUCCGCACGUGGGGCGGGGAUGCAUCAGCUGACGGCAGCAUCAAGGAGUGGCAUAAAGUCCGCGAGCUCAUGCUGAGCCAGCAGCAAAUGUUUGAACAUCAGGCUGAAAUAGUGAAAUCCAGUAUGAGCGGUGAAUGGGAGAACCUAAACACAAGCGUAGAGGCGUGGAUGUCACGUUGGGACCAGAACAAGGCGCGACUGGAAGAGACGCGCGGCGCGAGUUACUCAGAAAUGGCCGACAGGUGUCGCUCUGUGUUCGAAGCACACGCGACCUGGGAGAAAUUCGUCACUGAUAGGGAUAAUCUUAUUAAAGAAUGUGAGAAAUUCGACAUGAAACUGGAACCAACCAAGAUGUGGGCAGAAGCUGAAAAACUUAUGACGGAGUACGUGAACGUUUGGACCGUACUAAAAGAUUACAACGAAGAGUUUGAUGCCAUUGCUGAACAAGAAUGGAUAGUGUUCCAAAAGAAACUGCAUCUGUUAGAUGAGUUUGUAUCGAAAUGGAGUGAUAAAUUGGAACCAUUCACUGUUGUCACCCUUUUCAUUCAGCAAGAUCUUGAAAAAUAUUCCGAUUUAUCGACACUGCUCAAGUAUCUUCGUGGGUCAGACUUCACUGAACGUCACUGGCGAGAGGUUUUUAGUCUGUUAGAAAUGGAAUAUAAGAAACCAGACACACUCCAAGUGAAAGAUUUUUUGGCCGUGGCUUUGAAUAUCAAAAAGCAAAUUAAAGCGCUGCAGAAAAUCUGCACAACGGCAUCAAGUGAGGCAGCAGUUCGGAGCGCUCUGAACGAGCUAGAGCUGUGGUUUGCAGGCGCUCGCCUCGCGAUCACCUACUACAACGACAAGUCUAAACGGCCCACGCCCAUUGUGAAGGACUUCAAAGAUAUACUGGCUAAGAUCGAGGAGCAGCAGUGGAUAGUGGGUUCGGUGUCGGGCGGCGGCGGCGGCGACGCCUGCGCCGCUUGGGAGUCUCGACUGCGCGCCGCGCGCACCCUUGUGCGGGCUGCUCACCACGCACAGCGCAGAUGGCUUUAUUUGGAACCGAUCCUAUCUAACGACGAUGGAGAACUAGGAGUAAAAUUCCGUAAAGUGGAUCAAGGCUUCAGACAGGUUACGCGUGUGUUGGAAGGAGACCCCAGACUGUCUGCGCUUUUGCAGUCGACGCGACUCCAGCCUAUGCUCGAUUCUAUCUCAGAACAACUUCACGCCUGUCAAUCAGCUCUAAAUCUAUACAUCGAUGAAAAACGUUCCAUAUUCCCAAGACUAUAUUUCAUGAGCGACGACGAUUUAUUAGAACUGCUUGGCCAAGCACGAGCCGGAGCCGAAGGCAGGGAAGCAGUCAUGCAGACGCAUCUCAAGAAGCUGUUCCCAGGCAUUACGGGGGUGCGCCUAGGUCCUGGGGACUUGUCCAUAACUGCACUGUGCAGUCAGUACGACGAAACGUUGCAACUGGACCACCCAGUGGAUAUAGACUGUCCAGUAGAGAUUUGGCUGAAGAAUCUCGAAAGUGAAAUGAGGUCGUCGUUGCAAAAUAUGAUAUUAAAAUGCGUAGUAACCAGUUCCUUACAAGAUCAAGAUCCAUUUACGCUGCCGGCGCAAAUUCUGUGCCUCGCUCAAAACGUCCGAUUCACCGAACAGGCGGAAAGAGCGAUCACUGCAAAGGAAUUGCACAAAUUGAAAGCCAACAUCGAGAAAGAAAACUCGUAUUAUGCAGCUGCUGAUAUCGAGGAUGAAAGUGAGCGUUACAAGAAACAAGCACUCAUAUUACAAUGUGCUCAUUAUAUGGUUGUCGUUCAAAGUCUAAUAGACAGCAACGUUGUGUCGACUAGCGACUGGCUUUGGCAAAAACAGCUGAGGUUUUAUUUAUUAAAUACGAAGGAAAUUGUAGCUAAAAUGGGCUUAGCUCAAAUUUCAUACUCCUAUGAAUACCUAGGAGUUCAUACUGGACAGUUUGUCAGAACAGAGCUAGCUGAUGAAUGUUUCCUUAUAUUGACUCAGUCUCUACAUCUGGGUCUAGUGGGUAAUCCAUUUGGCCCAGCCGGUACUGGUAAAACGGAAUCCGUAAAAGCUUUAGGAGGUUUGGUCGGCCGAUUAGUAUUGGUCUUCAACUGUGACGAGGCAAUGGACGCGGAGUGCAUGGGUCGCCUGCUAACUGGUCUGGCGCUGAGCGGCGCAUGGGGCUGCUUCGACGAGUUCAACCGGCUGUCGGCCGCCGCGCUGGCCGGCGUGGCGCACCAACUCGCCGCGUUGUUGCCGGCCGUGGCGCACUCCACUAGUGUUAAAGACAGCGUGGGGCUGCUCGACGAGUUCAACCGGCUGUCGGCCGCCGCGCUGGCCGGCGUGGCGCACCAGCUGGCCGCAUUGUUGCCGGCCGUGGCGCACUCUGCAAGGAGCGGUGAUAGGACCAGGACCGCCACGCUCAACGGGAAGCAGACUAGUGUUAAAGACAGCGUGGGGCUGCUCGACGAGUUCAACCGGCUGUCGGCCGCCGCGCUGGCCGGCGUGGCGCACCAGCUGGCCGCAUUGUUGCUGGCCGUGGCGCACUCUGCAAGGAGCGGUGAUAGGACCAGGACCGCCACGCUCAACGGGAAGCAGGUGCAGCACUAG